AUGCAGCUGCGACGAGAAAGUGCAGUGCAUUGUGUUUAUAAAGCCAGUAGCAUAGUGCAUCAGCCAAAUAUAGGAGGAUUGCUAAUGUGCUUUCAUUAUGAGUGGAAAAGAGGAAUGCCUCAAUAUUUUGACGAUGAAAUUCCAUAUUUUGGGCGAAAAAGUUCGAAGGAUUUGAAAAUUUAUCGCAAUAGUAAGCAAAGAAUUGCGCCGGACUGCGUUAUGAAAUGCAUGCAGGAUGUGGGUACUGGAUUUGGAGAAUAUUUCACUUCUGAUGGUGCCUUAAAUACUAAUUUCUUACAAUCUGAUGAUCGAUUUAAAAAACCCUUAUUAACAGCCAGUAAGCUUUUCUUCGACCGAUUUCAUAUACCUUAUUCGAUUAAGAAAAAGAAAAACUGGGAACUUGUCGACGAAACGAAACGUAAUAUUACUAGCAUUCAGGAUGAUCGCUUAUCGAUAAUGGUUGUGAAGAUCAAUUCUAUUUGCUUAUACCAGUCGGAAAGAUUUGAUAAUACUUUAGAUUAUGUUCCUGUUGAUGAGAUACAUUUAGUCGAUUCAAGGAACCGCGAAAUACAUAAAAAGACGAAAAAUUUGUUUUAUGGCGAAAUAUUUUACCCUCACAAAUUCAUUCGAGAGAAUGCUCCACCUAAUAUUUGGUAUAAAAAAUUCAUCAAGAAAAAUCACCCGCCUCGACCAAUUAUUAAUUUGUGGCAUUCUUUCUCGUUGUAUAAAAUUAUUCUCGUUCUGAAAGAACUGGUAUCGAAAUAUAGCAAUAGAUGGUUGAACAUGGAUAAGAAAUGGAUCGCAAAAUAUAAGGACAAUCAAAAAAAUGCAGUGGAAAGAAGGGAGAGGAAAGAUCGCUAUUCUCGUCGAAAUAUGAAAUACAAGGACAAUAAAAAAAAUAGAAUGAAAAAAAAGGGGAAAGAUUGUCAGUCUCAUCGAAAUAAGAAAUUUUUCACAUCGAAAUGCCAGGAAUACGCUAACGAGCUGUAUAAUGAAGAAAUACAGCCUUUGGAACGAGAAAUCAGUGAGGUUCUUCCUACUUCAUGCAGAUCGCAGUUUUAUAUUUCCGAUUUUCUCGUGGGCAUCCCGAUUGAUAGAUUAUCAAAAUCAAAUUCUAAAUCAAAACGUCAAAGGAAUGGCAAAAUAUCUAAGAUUCGUUCUGAAGAAUUUGAACAAUGGUUCGCUAGUAGUCCUGCAUAUGAGCUUCAUAAAGAAAAUGAUAUUGUCGAUGAAAGCCAAGUGACUGAUUCCAAGGAGAAGAAUGUCUUUUCAUAUGAAUCGUUACCGUUGUAUAAUAUUUUCUUAAAUCAGCGAGAAGCGGAAUUUAUCAAACGCCAAUUGCUGCCAAAUACUCAACCAGUUUUGAAUGUUAUUCCUAUUUGCUAUAUAACUGAUUUCAAUUGGCAAAAUAAUACUCAUUUAGUGCUGCCAGAAUUUCUCGAGAAUUUUUAUGGUUCAAUUAUUAUUCAGCCGAUUUUAUAUGCUCGUAAUAACGAAUUUCUUAGGAUUAUUCUUAAUGCAUUUGUGUCGAAAUACGACAAAUUUAAUGAAAGUGAGGAUAAAUCAAGUUUAUUGGUGCCAAGGUCCUCAUUUGAAAAAUUUCUGCCAAGAACUGUGCAGUUGCCUAGUUAUGACUCUUCGUCGGUUUGCUGCGUUUUUUUGCAGGAAAUGUUUCCGAAUAAGUACGAGGAUCAGCAGGACGAGUUAUGUUCAUCGACAUCAUAUGACGUUGAUUCUUAUUGUUCCAUAUGUGGUGAGAAUGAUAAAUACGGUUUUGCAUUGCAAUGCAAGCAUUAUUUUUGUGCGGAUUGCUGGGGUCAGUACUCAGUUGAGAGGAUUUCACUGGCUAGAGUUCCAGUAUUGUGUCCCAAAACAUUUUGUAACGAGAAGCUGUCUUUGGGCCAAAUGCGAAUUUUUCUUUCCAAUAAAAUUUGCCAAUGGUACAAAAAUUUAUUAUUUAAUAGAGGAAUGAUGCGCAGAGAAUGGACUUACUGCCGAAAAUGUUCAAAAAUAUUGCACAUUCCCGAAAGUAGCAAAAUGGAAAAGACGUGUGGAAUCUGUAAAUGUGGUUCAUCUGUUUGUUUGCUAUGUGAAAGAGAAGUUCACAUUCCUUUGUCUUGCAAUGAAUAUGAACCCUACGCUAACGUGGUAACAGCAAAUGGCAAAGGUAAUGAAUAUUUUGCAGAAAAUAAUUUACUCCAAUUGAAUGUGGAUAAUGUUUCCGUUGCCAAAUGUCCAAAUUGUGGUGCUUUUUGUGAAAGGAACGGUGGUUGCGAGCAUAUCAUGUGUAUAUGCAAUUUUGAUUUUUGCUAUCAGUGUGGUGAUGCUUGGUCAAACCAGCCACACUAUAUGUGCAAAACGAAACUUGAGAAAGUUAAUCUCUAUGAUGUGCCAAUCGAAAUCAAUGAUAAAAUUCCACUGCACGUGGUUGAAGAGUGUUUUAAAUACCGGCGAAGUGAUAAAAUUUCGUUAUUAACGAGGCGUUUAUUUAAAAUAUUUAGGUCUGAUUACAAUAUGUUUUUUGAUGUUCGCUCAACAUUCUUUGCUGUGACCAGUUUUAUGGAAAUGCUUUUGUUAAAAAUUCAUUACACCAAAAGUUAUUUAAAAAUGUGGAGGAAAAGAAAUAAAGCAGAUAAUAAGGUGAAUAGCAGUUCAAUAAAAUUGCGAAUUCUCUUGAAAUCGAAGAAUAGACUUCGCUUUUCGUUUAAUUUAUUUUGCACUGCAAUUGAUGCACAAAAUCGAAUGAGGAUUAUUCGAUCGAAAAUGUUGUUGGACAAUACAUUGCAAGCGUGCAUUAGCGAAAUUAUUUAG
Molecule: messenger RNA, 2811 nt
Organism: Dracunculus medinensis (Guinea worm)
Lineage: Eukaryota; Metazoa; Nematoda; Chromadorea; Rhabditida; Dracunculidae
Source: the annotation of a GenBank genome assembly